Molecule: messenger RNA, 2304 nt
Organism: Vombatus ursinus (common wombat)
Lineage: Eukaryota; Metazoa; Chordata; Mammalia; Diprotodontia; Vombatidae
Gene: GNL3L
Product: G protein nucleolar 3 like
Exons: 1
Coding region: 171-1856 (561 amino acids)
Cellular component (GO): nucleolus
Molecular function (GO): GTP binding
Source: RefSeq, a predicted model, not a curated record
CGGAACUCGACUACUUUUAUCAAGUGUGUCCCAGGGAGCCGGUCUGCUCCCACGUGUGACUGCAGCGUGCGCGCUUGAGCGUGCUUGCUCGCCCCCUGCCCGCUUUGAGCCUGCUCUUCAUCUCGAACGAGGUACUGAACCAAUAGGCGGCCCGGGGGCUCCCCGCAGCGAUGACCAAGCGCCGAUCCCGGCCGGCGCCCCGGGGCCCGGGCACUAAGCCGGGCCGGCCGGCCCCCCGGGGAGGUCUCUCGGGGGCGCUGUCCGGACUCCAGGACGGCGCGGCCGCGCAGCCUCGCCGCGAGGCCGAGCUAAGAAAGCAGCGGCAGGAGGAGCUGCGCGAGAAGCAGCGCGCCGCCCGCGAGAGGCAGAAGGGUCUGCGGCGCAGCCUGGAGGGCCUCCAGCGGGAGGCGCUGCUGCGGCAGCGCGAGCACGAGCAGCGCGAACGCGACCUGCGGGCCCUGGAGCAGCAGCGACACCCGCAGCUGGAGCGUGAGGCAUCCAGGAAGGCCUAUUACCGCGAAUUCCGCAAGGUGGUGGACGCGGCCGACGUGGUCCUGGAGGUGCUGGACGCCCGCGACCCGCAGAGCUGCCGCUGCCCGCAGGUGGAGCAGGCCGUGCUGCAGGCCGGCGGCAGCAAGAAGCUGGUGCUGGUGCUCAACAAGAUCGACCUGGUGCCCAAGGAGCUGGUGCAGAAGUGGCUGGCCUACCUGCGCAACGAGUUCCCUACGGUGGCCUUCAAGGCGUCCACGCAGCAGCAGAACCGCCACCUGCAGCAGAGCAAGGUGUCGGCGCGGCAGGCCUCGGCCGAGCUGCUGGGCACCGGGGCCUGCGUCGGUGCCGACUGCCUCAUGAAGGUCCUGGGCAACUACUGCCGCAGCCACGACCUGCGCACCGCCAUCCGCGUGGGCGUCGUGGGCUUCCCCAACGUGGGCAAGAGCAGCCUCAUCAACAGCCUGAAGAGGGCGCGGGCCUGCAGCGUGGGCGCCACGCCGGGCGUCACCAAGUGCCUGCAGGAGGUCCACCUGGACAAGCACGUUACGCUGCUGGACUCCCCGGGCAUCGUGCUGGCCGCCCCCUCCUCGGACACCGCCCUCAUCCUUCGCAACUGCCUCCGGAUUGAGCAGCUGGCCGACCCUGUGGCCCCCGUGGAGGCCAUCCUGCGCCGCUGCAGCCCCGAGCAGCUCUCCCAGCACUACGGCAUCCCCGCCUUUAGGACCACCACGGAGUUCCUGGUGCUCCUGGCCCGAAGGCUGGGGAGACUGAAGAAGGGAGGAGCCCCUGACCAGGAGAAAGCGGCCAAGGCGGUGCUGACCGACUGGAUGAAUGGGAAGAUUAGCUACUUCACCCACCCGCCUGAGACGCACACGCUGCCCACGCACAUCAGCGCCGAAAUCGUUUCUGAGAUGGGCAAAGCCUUCGACUUUGAGGCCCUGGAGCAGGGCAACAUGGAAGCCUUGGCCAGCAUGCCGCAGGGGCCACUCAGCGUUGGCCAAAAGCCUUUUAGCCUCACCAGUGAGACAGAAGAAGAGAUGCUGGAGGAGGAGGAGGAGGAGGAGUUCUGGGAUGCUAGAGAAGACCUGGAGGAUUUCAUGGAUGAGGACAAAGAUCCUGAGUUUGGUGACAUCACCGUGGAACUGAAAGGCAGCAAGAGCAAGAAGGCAGCAGAGGCUGAGCAGAAGCUACCCCAAGCCCCUAAACUGGAAGAAAUCUGGGCCCUCGAUCCCCUCCAUCAGGGACAGGGCCUGGCUGCAGCCUGCAAGAGGAGAAAAAAGCUGCAGAAGAGGGCAAAUAAACUUGCAACAAAGCUGUCUGACAGCCUAGUAGCUGCUUUGGACUUAACUGUUACAGAUGCAUGAACAGUCUGUCCCACCUGGCCCUACUGGAUAUGGACAAAAUUGAGAAACUAAUUUGGACUGAAAACAGCAACACACGACACCCUACACGUUGUAAGCAUGAGUGGCUUGCUCAGCCAGGGUGCAUGGGACAGGCACUGGCCCCUGGCCAUAGCUCACCCCAGAAGGGUGGACUUCGAAGGGCAGACCUAGGCCCUUUAAACACCACUUUAAAAAAAAAAUCAGAGCCAGAGUUCAGGCAAGGUCCUGAUUGGUGGCAGUGUGUGAGGGGGAUUCAUGUUGGCUUGGGGAUAUGGGUUCUGGUCCAGGCCUCUGGAAAAGAGCUAGUAAGUGGGCAUAGGGGAGUAAAUGGAGAGUUAAUUACUCAGGGAAGUAGAGGGAAUGUUCUUAAGGGCAGCUGCAAAGUGAAAUGAGGUGUGUAGAUCUCAUUAAAUAAUUGGAUUUCAUCAGA